AUGGACUCCAAUCUCGUUAUUCUCUCGUUGGAGCAUUCCUACUUGGUAAACCCGCUGGCUGGGUUAUUCGAGUCCGACUUUGGCCUCUGGCAGAGCCUGGCUGCUUACACUCCCACGUUGAUUCCAUGUCCCUCUCCCAAUGUCAGAAUCAUGGACAACAUGGCGCCUUUGAGGAAUACAGUAAGGAAACUCAACCAUAACGGAAUGGACGACGUGAACCACGUCAAGUUGGUCGAGCCACAGCUUUCCAAUCAGCUCAUCACCAUUCUGAUAAACGGGCUGGAAACAUUCAUAAAUAUCUCAAGGAUCGAGCUAUUGCGCACUUACUUCAGGGUGGACGUUAAAAAGAUUGCCCUUUCUGAUGCUGAUUUUGCUCAGAUAGGGCCGGAAUUCGUGCUGAGAAUCGAAGCGAUAGCUACAAAAUGCCAGGUGGAGAUCAUGAUCAGCGACAAACAUAUCGACUUUAAGAACUUGCAGGCUUCGGCGGUCCCACUCACCGAUUCGCCCUUCGCCUUGUACAUAGCAGGGCCAACGGAGAAUCUUAGGGUGGCAGAAACAGAGUGCCGAAUUUUGGUUGACGCCUCGUUGCAUGGGUUUAAAGUGCACAGAAUCGGGGUGCCCUUAUCUUUACUUCCCGGUUUGGGAGGAGUCAACUUCGCCAACUUUGGCGAGGUUGCUCGCCAGCUGAAUGUGAACAUAUACUUGCCAGCUUUGAUGCCUUUUAACUUCAACUGCAAGGUGGCAAAGACAAACGAGGACUCCUAUAUAUGGAUUACGUCUAGAAGGAUUCCCGAAAUUCUUUUGGCAAAACGCAUUAUUCUGGACUUGAUCGCAACGGUAGACUCGAGAGUGAACUCCAAAGCAAAUUUGUAUUUGCAGGAGAUCGAGCUUUCCAAGGACAAGCUUGACAUCAUCACUUUAUACUCGGAGAGAGACAUCCUGUCGCUCAUGCUUCAGCAUGGCACCUUCAUUCUGAUACCAAGCCUUGGAGAAGCUAGGAACAACAGGGUUGUUGUCCAGGGUCACAGCGUGGAGGAAGUCAAAAAGACCAUUCAAGAGAUCAGCAACCUCAGUUGCAACUACUACAGCUUGGAUAUCAAGUUUCCUUCAAACUUUAGAUCUGUCGAUUUUGAGUACUAUUUGAUCAAGCUCAUUAACGUCCGCAAGACAUGCAUUCUCACGUACAAUUGCAACGGAAUGAGCAUUGUUGGCUUCAAGAGUGAGGUUCGUCUGCUUCUCAAAGAUCUCAUUGCAGGAUUUCAAGCCAGCUGUUUAUUUACGGAAGAAAGCAAUACAGACGAGUCUUCGAAGUUCCGCUUCUCAGUAAGCAUGGAGCUCCGCAAUGAGCACAGAGAAUUUCUUAGUGGUAAAAAAAACGGCAAAGUCAUCAAGAUUUUGAACCAGCUCAACCACAUGCCCCAAAUCAGAUUCAAGCCUCAUAACGAGUACAACUUCACCAUUUGCUCAUCUAUUGCAGUUGCAGCGGGAGUCAAGAACAGACAGCUUUCUUCCGUGUUUGAUAUUUUACUGAAAAGCGUUUCGCUCAUUGAAAUGGAGUUGCCAGCGGAAAUGGAGUUCAACAUUCCUGAGGUUUUCCAUAAAAGCAUCAUCGGGAACGGAGGCUCCAUUAUUCAGUCGAUCAUGAAAAAAUACAAUGUAUUCAUUAAGUUCUCGAGCCUGAGGAAAAAUCCUGACAAAAAUAACGACGACAGAAUAUUGUAUUCCUUCAGAAGAGACAACAAUGUGUUGAUCAAGUGCCCAAUGAAGAACCUGAAGAAUAUCGUGUAUGUGAAAUACGAAAUCGACCAAUUGGUGGCCCAAUGCUGUCUGAACACAUUGGCCCAGCUGCGUGGGAUGUCCGCCAUCUAUAACAGCGUCGGAUUCAGGCUUUUGAAGAGUCACUACAGAAUGCUUAUUCGGAGACAGGGCCAGAAUCUCCGGUUUGUCAACGACUUGGAGUCAGACUUCAGCACCUACAUCGACUUCCCAGCUUCUCUAGACUCGUUCAAAGGCGAGAAUUACCAUUUGUUGGCGAUCAAGGGCAACGACAGCAGGCCUCACCAGUGUGCGAUGAAGUUGGCAUCGAUGCUUCCACAAACGUGGGAGUUCCAAGUGACAUUUACUCUUGGGAAGUUCGAGAGCACCUUCAACGAGAAAAACGAGGAUAUCAGGGAGAAAAUCAUCAUCCCAUUCAGACUUCUUUUGGAUGUAGAGCUUUCAUGGAACGCCAACCCCAUCGAUCCAGAAACAAAGGAACCACUCCCAUACCACCAAAUCUUCUUGAGCUCGUUUGACGUGGCCAAAGCCCAAAAGGCCAUUGCUGACUUGACAAUCUUCCUCAGAGACCAGCGCUUCCUCAUCUUGGACAAGCAGGAAUUGCACUUCGAUCCCAUCCUCCCUUCGGUGAUGCUCCCACCAACACCAAUGGCAUCUCCCGCCCACUCCCCCGUUCGGUCUCCCGUGAGAUCGCCCACGAGAUCUCCCGAGCGCUAUGUAGACGUUGCCAUGGACUACGCACGGUCUCCCACGAGAUCGCCAGUGCGGUCGCCUGCUAGAUCGCCCGUACGAAGUUACACGAGCGAAUUCAGCGGGUCCCCCAGAGGAUCCCCCAAAAGAACGCCAACGAGGCCUCCACAAAUGCAACCGUUGCGGGCCAUCACCAACCAGCCCAACAACGUCAGCGCCAUGAAAAAGAUACCCAGUCUUGCGGCCCCGCUAGCCCCAGACAUGCGCAAUUCCCAGUCCAAUUGCUGGUAA
Messenger RNA from Candidozyma auris, 2757 nucleotides. RefSeq lists its product as uncharacterized. Gene Ontology annotation, biological process: nuclear division. Bases 1 to 2757 code for a protein of 918 amino acids. The transcript has a single exon. The record is from RefSeq and is a predicted model, not a curated record. Gene Ontology annotation, molecular function: mRNA binding. NCBI's taxonomy places the organism in Eukaryota, Fungi, Ascomycota, Pichiomycetes, Serinales, Metschnikowiaceae. Gene Ontology annotation, cellular component: cytoplasm; nucleus.